This is a messenger RNA of Ahaetulla prasina, 1560 nucleotides long. RefSeq names its product solute carrier family 25 member 6 (gene SLC25A6). Bases 196 to 1092 code for a protein of 298 amino acids. The record is from RefSeq and is a predicted model, not a curated record. Gene Ontology annotation, cellular component: mitochondrial inner membrane. Lineage: Eukaryota; Metazoa; Chordata; Lepidosauria; Squamata; Colubridae. Gene Ontology annotation, biological process: mitochondrial ATP transmembrane transport; mitochondrial ADP transmembrane transport. The transcript has 4 exons. Gene Ontology annotation, molecular function: ATP:ADP antiporter activity.
GCACAGCCCGCCUCUCUUCGUCGGGCCCGCCAAUGGCGCCCAGCGGGCGGAGCUUCCCGAGCCGGCCAUUUAGCUCCCGAGCGGAGGCAGCCCUUCCCUUUCGGUGUCUUGCGCUGCGGCCGCAACGACAGAGCGCCCCGUUUCCCAGCCCCUCCCUUCGGUACCACCCGGCGGCUCCGAUCUACUCCUGCAGCCAUGACAGAGCAGGCCAUCUCCUUCGCCAAGGACUUCCUCGCGGGCGGCAUCGCUGCAGCCAUCAGCAAAACGGCGGUGGCCCCCAUCGAGCGGGUCAAGCUCUUGCUUCAGGUGCAACAUGCAAGUAAGCAGAUUGCUGCUGAUAAACAUUACAAAGGAAUCAUUGAUUGUGUAGUCCGCAUUCCCAAAGAGCAAGGAAUGUUGUCCUUCUGGCGUGGAAAUUUUGCCAAUGUUAUUAGAUACUUCCCAACUCAGGCACUGAACUUUGCCUUCAAGGAUAAGUAUAAGCAAGUGUUUUUAGGAGGAGUAGACAAACAUACACAGUUCUGGAGAUAUUUUGCUGGUAACCUGGCCUCAGGUGGUGCAGCUGGAGCUACCUCCCUCUGCUUUGUCUAUCCUUUGGAUUUUGCGAGAACCCGCCUGGCAGCUGAUGUUGGAAAAGCUGGUGCUGACAGAGAAUUCACAGGUCUGGGAAAUUGUCUCAUGAAAAUCUUCAGGUCUGAUGGCCUGCGUGGCUUAUAUCAAGGCUUCAAUGUCUCUGUUCAGGGCAUAAUCAUCUAUAGAGCUGCUUAUUUUGGAAUCUAUGAUACAGCAAAAGGUAUGUUGCCAGAUCCUAGGAAUACUCAUAUUGUGAUAAGCUGGAUGAUUGCACAAACAGUGACUGCAGUAGCUGGCGUGGUCUCCUAUCCCUUUGACACAGUGCGACGUCGAAUGAUGAUGCAGUCUGGGCGUAAAGCAGCUGACAUUAUGUACUCCGGAACAAUUGACUGUUGGAAGAAGAUUGCAAGAGAUGAAGGUGGAAAGGCUUUCUUCAAAGGCGCGUGGUCUAAUGUUCUUCGAGGCAUGGGUGGUGCAUUUGUGCUUGUGUUGUAUGAUGAGUUCAAGAAAGUCAUUUAAACAAAAUUUUAUUAGAAAUGUAAGUUAAAUUGACAGAUCAUGUAGAAUAACUUGCCAUUAUGGACCACUGACUUAAAAAAAUUCCUACUCAGUCUUAUUUAUCGGGGCCAGAUCAUGUUUAAGUAGGACUAGAAACUGCCUUCAGUGAACUGAUGUACAUUAUACUGGCAUCAGAACAGACAGUCCAGUUCAUUGGAUUUGUCUUGUAUUUGAUGUUGGUUAUAGUAGCUACAGUUCAGGGUCCAAGGAAGCUGAUCUGCUUUUGUCUGAAAAUCAGCUAAAAGUUUCAAGUCCUGUCUUAAAAGGACCAUAAAAAUCAUGUUUUGAAAAAUGAAAAAUAUUCAUUUAGCCUAUCGUGUUUUCCACUUGUACUUAAGCACUAUGUACUGUUUGCACAGCUGAACAUCUAGCAUUUGUGUUCUCCAAUUUGGGGCAUUCUGUGAACAAUAAACAUAAUUAUGUGUCGAA